CUUGUUUGAGCAGAAGGCGGAAGGAAGCUGAUCGGUGGAGAUAGGGUGGAGGGUGGAGGCUCGGUCUUGCGGUGGAAGCGCUUUAUUCCGGGUUAAACAUGGCAGAGGAGGACGAUCAUUACGGGAAACACGGUGAGCCCAGAAAAUAUGACCCCAACUUCAGAGGACCCAUUCAGAACAGAGGAUGUACAGACAUAAUAUGCUGUAUUUUCUUCAUCUUGGCCAUAGUGGGAUAUGUCGCUGUGGGAAUAGUGGCAUGGUCUCAGGGGGAUCCCAGGAAGGUGAUCUAUCCCACAGACAGUAUGGGACAGUUCUGUGGGCAGGUUGGAACUCCUCUGGAGAAAAAACCCUUCCUGUUCUACUUCAACAUCCUGAAAUGUGCCAGUCCUGUGGUCCUUGUGGAGUUUCAGUGUCCAACCACUCAGCUGUGUGUGGAGGAAUGCCCCACUCGCUCCAUGACCCUGGUGCAGGCCAAGGCUCCUCUCGGCGACUGGAGCUACUAUAAAAAGUUCUGUAAGGACGUUUCAGAUAGCGAGACCGUUCCAAACAUCUUGGCAAAGCGGCUGUGUCCUGCAAUGCUCAUCGCUAGCAAACCCUUCACCCGGAGGUGUUUUCCAGCUCUGGGUCUGAAGGGCGAUGAGAUCACUGUAGGAAAUAAAACCACAUUUAAUGACGGACAGAGCGACAGAAAGGCCAGCGACCUCCUGCCUGCAGUGAAGAAUGCCACAAUAGUGAUGGAAACUCGUCUGGUGGUAAUGAAGAUCUUUGAGGAUUUUGCACACUCAUGGUAUUGGAUCGUUACUGGUCUGGUGAUAGCAACUGUCCUGAGUCUGAUCUUCAUCGUGCUGCUGAGGUUCCUGGCUGGUAUAAUGGUCUGGGUCAUGAUUGUCCUGGUGAUCCUCGUCAUCGGAUACGGAAUCUUCCACUGCAGCAUGGAGUACGUUAAUCUGAAGAACGCCCCCGGUUCGAACGUCACCCUUAAGGAGCUGGGCUUCCAGAUGGACCUGACUGUGUAUCUCCACAUCAGACAGACCUGGCUGGCUUUCAUCAUCAUUCUGGCCAUAGUGGAGGUGGUGAUCAUCCUGCUGCUCAUCUUCCUCAGAAACAGGAUCAGAAUCGCCAUCGCUCUCAUCAAAGAGGCCAGCAAGGCUAUUGGUCACGUGAUGUCCUCCCUGUUUUACCCCCUGUUCACCUUCGCCCUGCUGGCUGUGGUUAUUGCAUACUGGGCCAUCACUGCUGUCUUCCUGUCUACAUCUAAUGAACCAAUAUACAAAAUCUUCAACAUGGGCAAUAAGGAGUGCAUCUAUGCAAACCAAACCUGCAAUCCUGAGAACUACUCAAGGUCAGACAUGAAGUUGGACUGCCCGGAGUCUCAGUGCCUUUUCGCUUUCUACGGCGGAGAAUCCCACUACCACAAGUACCUCAUCUUCCUCCAGUUCUACAACGUCUUCCUCUUCUUCUGGUGUGCCAACUUCGUCAUCGCCCUGGGCCAGAUGACCCUGGCUGGGGCUUUUGCUUCGUAUUACUGGGCGUUCAAUAAGCCUCGUGACAUGCCCACCUGCCCCGUGUUCGCCUCCCUCGGCAGAGCUCUCAGGUAUCACACAGGCACUCUUGCUUUCGGCGCCCUCAUCUUGGCAAUCGUUCAGAUAAUCAGGGUUCUGCUGGAGUACCUGGAUCACAAACUCAAAGGAGCUCAGAACAAGUUUGCCAAGUUCUUGCUCUGCUGCCUCAAGUGUUGCUUCUGGUGCCUGGAAAAGUUCAUCAAGUUCAUCAACAGGAAUGCUUACAUCAUGGUGGCCAUAUAUGGUAAGAACUUCUGCACUUCAGCCAGAGAUGCCUUCUUCCUGUUGAUGAGAAACGUGAUCAGGGUGGCUGUUCUGGAUAAGGUCACAGACUUCUUGCUGUUCUUGGGAAAACUCCUUAUUGUGGGAAUUGUGGGAAUCAUUUCAUUCUUCUUCUUCUCUGGAAGAACGAAAGGACUGGAUGUCGUACCCAAUCUGCACUAUUACUGGGUGCCCAUUAUGACGAUUGCAUUGGGCUCUUAUCUAAUAGCUCACGGCUUCUUCAGUGUGUAUGGGAUGUGCGUGGACACACUUUUCCUCUGCUUCUGUGAGGACCUGGAGCGGAACGAUGGCUCCGCGGAGAGGCCGUACCUGAUGCCUGACAGCCUCCUCAAAAUCCUGAACAAGAACAACAACAAGGCUAAAGUAGCAGAUUAGCUGUGGAACACAGAGCUCUGCCUCCUGGUGUUCAGAAGAAGAUGCACGUGCAGCACAGAACACAGGAGGAAAUGGUCAUAUCCAAGCCAAAGUGAACGUGUGCAGUUUAGUGCCUUAAACAGAAACGACCAAGAGUGCCAAGAGAGCUUUAGGCCUGAUUAAGAUAUGAAUACUAGUACAUCUAAAAAAAUAUAGAAUAUCAUUGAAAAAUCACUUUAUUUCAGUAAUUCAGUUCAAAAUUUGCAACUUAUAUGUAAAAUUGGGUUACAGUUUUUUUUUUUAAUUAGUGUAGAUUUUUUUCCCACAAAAUCUUACAGCACUUCAUGCUUCCCUGACAACUUUUUUUAAAGAUAUGGAUUUAAUUUUCCCGCAGGACUUGGCACACUGCCCACACUGCCAAAAGUACCAAUUGGUCUUAUAUAAUAUCAAAUUUUCUGAGACACUGAUUUUUGGGAUUUUUUAUUGGCUGUAAGUCAUCAUCAACAAUAAAAUUAAAUAAACGCUUAAAAUAGAUCACUCUGUGUUUAAUACAUCUAUAAAAUAUAUAGAGAGUUUUACAUUUUGAACUGAAUUACAGAAAUAAAGUAACUUUUCUGUGAUAUGAUUUUUAUUUAAGCACUAGUAUAUCAUCACUGUCCCACAAAAGCCUUGUCUCUCCAUUUGUGAUGUUUUUCACUUUUUGAUAUUAUUUGAACAAGGGCUGGACAAUAUAUUUUCAACAUACAUCAUUUACAGCAUAUUUUACUGCCAUACAGCCAUAGUUUGAAUCAGUUUCCAUCAGUAAUUCAGAUCAAAUCAGAUAUUGUGUCACUAACAAGAUGCAACAAAUUUGAAACACAGAUAUUUUCUAAAUAUUUUUAUAUUUGUUCCUGCUUUUAGAGAUUAAACAGGUUUAGGAUAGAAAAAGCAAACAAAAAUGAAAUGACCUAUCCAUGCUCCUCCCACAAACAUACUUCUAAAGCUAUUUUGUGAAGUUUGGACAAGCUGAACAGAAUAUUGGCAAAAAUACUUUUCAUCCUCAUUAGAAAAGUAUAUGUUAGUUAUUUAGUUAGUUAGGUAAUUAGUUAGCAUGUUAGUUUGUUUGUUUUAAAACCAAAUUCAGGGUUAUUUUAGACUGUUUACACUGCCUUUUUAAUGUCUGACGUUGCACUAAAGAGCAGCACUUCACAUGAAGUUUCGGUUUCAUCUUCUCCAGCAUCACAGUAGUUAUCAGGCAGUUCAGAUGGAGUUGCACAAAAGGCUGGGUUUAAUAGUAAGUAGUAAGUAAGUUAAUAUUAAGGUUAAGAUUGCAGUAUACUGAUAAAAUUAUGAAAACAACUUUUUGUGCAUCGUAUAGAAUUUAGAUUUUUACAAGUUUCCAUCUUCUUAAUACUUGAAACCACUUCACUGACCGUUUGAGCAAUUUAUGUGCAAAAAAAUAAUGAUACAGAUCAUUUACCAGUUUCUACCAUCAUGUAGAUGCAGCAUUAGCUUUAUCAGUGCUCUAGAGGACCAUGUUCACGUCUGACGUUAAUAUGCUAGGUGUCUCAUGUGACCUGGUCCAUCAUAAGUGUUCGGAGGUUAUCAGAGAUGCAUAUGACCACAUUAUUAUAAUUUAUUUAUAUUAUUAUUAUUAUAGUGUGAAUGCCAAAGCAUCUCGAUAUGUCCCCUUCAACCAAGUACCACCCACAUUAGCCGCGUCACUGCCCCUGCUGGAACACUGCAAUACCACACCAUCCACCGUCUGGAGUAGUUAGCUAAGCAUGCUAUAAUAAUAAACUAAUAGAUAUAGCUAAUACUCAGGGCUGGAGGACAAGAGAAAUUAGCUGCCUCAUCUGGAUUUGAACUGAAGACUCAAUGUUCAAUGGAAAACUGCUAGACUUUUACCGUAACAGGCCUCGCCUCCUCCAAUGGAAAUGAUAUGUGAGGAAUCUGAUCAAAAGUACUCUUGGUAGACUUUAAAUUUAGAUUUAAAAUGUGUGUUUAAUGUUAAGGCCAUGUGUGAACAGGGUUUAAUUUUUUUUUUUUUUUUUUUUUUUUUUUUCAUUUUUGUGGGCGGAGCAUGGAUUUUGAUUGGUUUGAACUUUGUGUUCAAAGCACUACGUCUUGUUACAGUAAUAGAGACCCGUGUUUGUUUUUUAGUUUUGAAGAUUUUGCUGUUACACAGUGUCUCCCUAAAGUGCUUCCUAAACGAGUGUUCACGUUAUACGUACCCUGACGUUAGCAUGGCUAUAAUAAUUAGCAUGCAAACUGUAUUGUAAAUAGUAAAUUUAAUUUCAUCUGCAAUUUCUAUAUUCAGCUAUUAAUCGUGUUGGUAUUCGCCACUAAGUGCCUUAUUAAAAUAGGUCAUGUUUAAUAAAGCUUAAUGUUGUGUAUCCUUAACAGGAUCUUUUUAAUGAUAAACGAGUAUAUACUGUUUUUCUAUCGAGGUUUUGAAGCUUUAACAAAUUCUGACUUGUAUAACAUACUGAAUGUGGCAGCUGCUGAUGGAAACGACUUCAGCCAGCCAAAAAAAAAAUGUUUGUUGCUGUUUGUUUAUUUCAACUUUUGCAAUUUGUUUUUUCUGCCACUGACUUUUGUCUAUAUUUCUUUGUCUUUCAUAUAUAAAUAUAAUAAAGAUGGCAUGUGGUUGUCUCAUUCUGACUCUAAA
Molecule: messenger RNA, 4848 nt
Organism: Astyanax mexicanus (Mexican tetra)
Lineage: Eukaryota; Metazoa; Chordata; Actinopteri; Characiformes; Acestrorhamphidae
Product: choline transporter-like protein 2
Exons: 22
Coding region: 99-2219 (706 amino acids)
Biological process (GO): choline transport; transmembrane transport
Cellular component (GO): membrane
Molecular function (GO): choline transmembrane transporter activity
Source: RefSeq, a predicted model, not a curated record